UUGUCGGGUUACGCGCCCUCAUUUCCAUUCCCCUCCCCCUCCUCCGCCGGCGCCUCCUCCUCCGCCUCCCUCCUUCCCAUCCCACGGCGCACAAAACCCUCGACACCCUCAUUUCUCCCGGCCUCCUUCCGUUCCGCCCGCGCCCCCACUUUGUCGCUUCUCUGGGUGCGGGCGGUGUGUGCGCCUAGGGCGGUGGUCAUUUUUGCUGUCUGCGAGGAGGAUGCAGGCCACCGGGAGCGUGACCUGGGUCGUCGGCGCCCAGGCGUCCGUCUUGGGGAGAUGCAGCGGCGGGGUGCCCUACCCUUCGUCGUCGUCUUCUGCUUCCUCUGGUAGGUCCCAGGGGCUCGGCACGGUGCGGUGCUGCGUGCAGGCGCAGGAGAAGAAGCCACGGGUGAGGAAGACCAAGGAGGAGCGGAGGGAGAUGGUCGAGUCCUUCGUUGACAUGUAUCGGGUUUCAAACAACGGGAAAUUUCCUUCAGUCAAUCUUACACACAAGGAAGUUGGAGGAUCAUAUUAUAUAGUCCGUGAAAUUAUGAGAGAUAUCAUCCAAGAGAACAGAGUUCUUGGCCCUGGUGACUUGAAUGCUAAGACGUUGAGUUUUCAGGAUUGCCCUGAUUCUUCAGAAUUAUCAAAUAGGCAUGAAUUGGGCCAAGACAACAUAGAGAUAUUAGAUAUGUCUGAUGGGUAUCAUGGCAACAAAGAUUAUGUGCUGGAAAUGUCUGACAAGGAUGAAGCAUUUUCAUUGCAAACGAACUUCAUCAGCACUCAACAGUUACUGACCUCAUCUGAUAUCUUGGAAUCUGGUAUUCUGAACAGUGUACUCCAAAAUGGGAAUGUAGCAGAUGCAACAUGCUUGGAGCCAAACCUUGAGAAACAAGACGAAGCCUUGCGUGGGAAACCAAGGGAGUCUCAGACUAAUAGUUCUGAGAUGCAAGCCCCAUCUCUUGCUCAUGUUUCUGAUUUGCAUAAGGAAAUUGAGGUCACCAAUGCAGGGGAUGAGCAUGAGGAAACAACCAGUAGCAUCACUGAUGAAGUCACUCUUUCCCCAGAACGUAGUGUUGUUUCUCAAACAAAUGGUGCACUUCUACAUGAGCAUGUGACAUCACCUGACGAAUGUGGUGUCACAACUAAUACUGCUGUUGAUGAGGCUAUUGUUUUCUCAGAAAAUAAUGGCGUUCUUCAGACAGAUCAGAUCCUUAUACAGGAGCAUGAGAUAGUACCUGAAACAUCAAGUAUCGAGACAGAAGUUGUUCAGGUUGCAGAUGGCCAAUUUAGAUCUGCAACACCUGCAACUCAAAUGGAUGCUUAUACCUCGAAUACAAGUGCAGCAACAAUAGAAUCAGCUGUGUCCAUUGAUCAUCAUGAUGUGGUUGAGCGACCACUGCUUGGUGCCAGCCCUAACGAACAACGAAAGCCAGAAGAUCUUGCCUCUCGACCAGCAAUGGAUACAAAGGGUUUUCUGCAAAAGGAAUACAACCACAACACGGUAGAGAAAGAUGUAAGUGAAAUCAAGAAAUCGGUAUCUGGCAUCACAGAAGAAGAGCGUGAGGCAAGCAAGGCUAAUCAUGAACAUGGGAUAAGUGCGACAACAACGAUCGGCAGGCAUGCACUUUGCAUUCUGACAUUGCGUUGCAUGCUUACUGUUUAUAAUUUUCUGCAUACAUCGCAAAAGGCCAUAACAUAUUAGGAGAACUGGGAAGGGACAGCAGAAGAAAGAGGACAACCUAUUUUGGCUUAUCGUAAGGGCAUUUGUUGUUUCUAUGUCCAAGUUGUGGGCAAAAUGAGUGAUGGGCGAAAUGCAUCUUUAUCUGGUACUUCCUGGGAUGUCUUCCUGCCUACUAGGAAACGAGAAGCGCUUUGCGGAGCUCCAAUCUCCCUGAUGCAUAUAGAUGUUCUUCUUGCGCAGCACUUUGGGUGUUUUGUUAUGCUUGGUUUAGUUUAUAGCCUAUUUUUGUAGCUCAGAUGUAUCGUUUGGUCAACUUGCUCUGCUUUGUCAAGUUGACACUGCCAACUCUAGAGAAGUACUCAGGAGUUUCUUAUUUUGUAGGAGUAAGAUCUGUCUUGAGCUCUGAAAGCAACAGUUCGUACAUUCUCCGAUUUAAUCGAGCAUGAAUGAUUUCCUGUUGACUUUUCUGCAA
Molecule: messenger RNA, 2138 nt
Organism: Triticum urartu
Lineage: Eukaryota; Viridiplantae; Streptophyta; Magnoliopsida; Poales; Poaceae
Source: RefSeq, a predicted model, not a curated record